Messenger RNA from Stegodyphus dumicola, 1160 nucleotides. Its product is annotated as protein scribble homolog. Gene Ontology annotation, molecular function: protein kinase binding. Lineage: Eukaryota; Metazoa; Arthropoda; Arachnida; Araneae; Eresidae. The record is from RefSeq and is a predicted model, not a curated record. Gene Ontology annotation, biological process: establishment or maintenance of epithelial cell apical/basal polarity; cell-cell adhesion; receptor clustering. Gene Ontology annotation, cellular component: postsynaptic density; basolateral plasma membrane; postsynaptic membrane.
GGUCUUUUUCGCCUUGUAAAACUACGACGUCUUAGCUUGAGUGACAAUGAAAUAGCCCAACUUCCAGCUGAUAUCGCUAGUUUGGUAAAUUUGGUUGAAUUAGAUAUAAGUAAAAAUGAUAUUCCAGAUAUACCUGAAAACAUUAAAUUUCUUAAAUCAUUACAGAAUGCAGAUAUUAGUAGUAAUCCUUUAGCAAAGUUGCCAGCAGGCUUUGUGCAACUCAAAAAUCUUACAGUACUUGGUUUGAAUGACAUUUCAUUAUCACGUUUACCAAAUGAUUUUGGAAAUUUAUCAAAUCUCCAAUCCCUAGAGCUUCGUGAAAAUAACUUGCGGACAUUACCUCCUUCAUUUGCCAACUUAACCAAAUUGGAGAGGUUGGAUUUAGGAAGCAAUGAAAUAUCAGAAUUACCUGCUUUAAUUGGCCAAUUCCUAAAUCUUCAGGAACUGUGGCUUGAUUGUAAUGAACUUUUUACUUUACCACCGGAAAUUGAAAGUCUAAAGAAACUAACUUGUUUAGAUGUCAGUGAAAAUCGGCUUGAAUAUCUUCCUGAAGAAAUUGGAGGAUUGGAAAGCUUAACAGAUCUGCAUUUGUCACAGAAUUGUCUUGAAUCUCUUCCUGAUGGAAUAGGAAAACUAUCAAAGCUGACCAUUUUUAAAGUCGACCAGAACCGCUUGUUAUCUCUCACCCCUGAAAUUGGAAAUUGUGAAUCUCUUCAGGAACUUAUAUUGACAGAAAAUUUAAUAUCAGAAUUGCCUUCAUCUAUAGGAAAAUUAGUAAAUCUAACAAAUUUGAAUUUGGAUAGAAAUAGACUUUCUCAGUUACCACCACAAAUAGGAAAUUUAGUAAGAUUAGGUGUUUUGUCUCUGAGAGAAAAUAGGUUAAAUUUCUUGCCUGAAGAAACAGGGAUGCUUAAAGAAUUACAUGUUUUAGAUGUGUCCGGGAAUAGGUUACAGUACCUUCCAAUUACAGUAACUGCUUUGAAUUUAAAAGCGCUGUGGCUUGCUGAAAACCAGUCGCAGCCAAUGUUAAAAUUCCAAACAGAUGUGAAUGAGAGGAAUGGUGCUAAAGUGUUAACUUGCUUUUUACUUCCACAACAAGAGUAUCAUCCUGAAAGCAUGGGUAAGUUUUUCAUGCAUUUUUUUAUUCUUGAAUUUAGUUU